This is a messenger RNA of Cyphellophora europaea CBS 101466, 1095 nucleotides long. RefSeq lists its product as uncharacterized. Gene Ontology annotation, molecular function: cyclin-dependent protein serine/threonine kinase regulator activity. NCBI's taxonomy places the organism in Eukaryota, Fungi, Ascomycota, Eurotiomycetes, Chaetothyriales, Cyphellophoraceae. The record is from RefSeq and is a predicted model, not a curated record. The transcript has a single exon. The coding region runs from base 1 to 1095 and encodes 364 amino acids. Gene Ontology annotation, biological process: regulation of cyclin-dependent protein serine/threonine kinase activity; regulation of transcription by RNA polymerase II. Gene Ontology annotation, cellular component: transcription factor TFIIK complex; nucleus.
AUGAUAGAAGACGACUUCUACCGUUCCUCUACCCAGUAUCGGCACUGGUCCUUCACUCACUCCCAACUUUCUGAGCGACGCGCUGUCACCAAUGCCCACGCAGCCGCCCGCGUCCGCGCCGCAUUCCACCGUGCCCAGACCGCCAACGGCAACGAUGCGUCCUAUUCAGACGGCGAAGUCGAUACGCUGACUGUCGAUGAAGAGCUCAAAAUCAUCGAAUGGGGCUCCAACAAGAUUGUCGAGAUGGGGAAGCUCCUUCACACCCCUUCUUCCUUGCAAUCGACCGCCAUUCAGUACCUCCGCCGAUUCUACCUGACUAAUUCGCCCAUGACCUACCACCCCAAAUCCAUCAUCGCGUGCGCGCUAUUUUUGGCCACCAAAGCGGACCACCAGCACGUCAGUGUCCGAGCAUUUGCAGAGGAGACGAAUGUCACGGAGGAUGAAGUCAAAGCACCAGAGUUCUUGCUGCUGCAGGGCAUCAAAUUCACGUUAGACGUGAGGCACCCGUUCCGAGGACUGGAAGGAGGCAGUGUUGAAAUGAGAGAACUCAUCACCGAGGGCAGAUUAUUGAGCGGAGAGAAGGAAGCCGUCAAGAGACUCGAGGCGGCAAUCGUGAAAGCAAAGGGUUUCCUGAGAAGAGAGGCGCAGAUGACAGAUGUGUACUUUCUGUACACGCCCGCACAAAUCUGGCUAGCAGCGAUGCUGAUGGCGGACAGCGAGCUUACGGUGGCGUACCUGACGGCAAAGUUUGAGAGCUUGCUGGCAUCAGAGCCGCCGGUGGGUGCGGACUUGGAGGCACUACAGAGCAAGCUCACGGCUACGGUACGGAAAUGCGCGACCAUGCUGGAGGAGUACAAAUCCCCCGAAGACGACAAGAAGGAGCGCAAGGAGCUGGGGAGGAUCGGCAAGAAGCUGGCGAAGUGUCAGGAUCCAGAGAAGACUGAUAUCGUGGCAGUCGCGAAGGCGAAGAAAGCAGAGAAGCGGGAAGGGAGCGAGAGCGAGAGGGAGGGCGAGAAGAAGAAGCGGAGGACGGAGAGAGAAAAGCUCGGAAAGGACGGAGAUGUUUUCGGUGGCGAUCUGAAGGAUAUAAGGUGA